AUGAUAGGAAGAGGCUUCCCAAAGGCUCCGAGGUCUUAUAUCUGCCCAUCAUGCUCUAGGUCGUUCGAGCUGCAGUCAAGAAGACACGCGACUGCGGCUUCCCCAGACGUCUACGAUGUAGUAUGUGUAGGUGGAGGACCUGCAGGUCUGAGUCUACUGACAGCAUUGCGAUCCUCCAAAGCCACUUCGCAUCUCAGGCUCGCGCUAAUCGAGUCGCAAGACCUUGAGCGAGCGCGAACUUGGAAUCUUCCUCCAGAUCAAUUUUCCUACCGCACCAGCUCUCUUACCCCCUCUUCGCUCUCCUUCCUCUCCCAAAUUGGAGCAUGGCCGAAUGUCGAUACCUCUCGGGUCCAACCAUACCGGCAUAUGCGCGUAUGGGAUGGCCUCUCCUCCAAUUCACGUAUAUCUUUCGACGCCCUGACAUCAGAGCCACCCAUAGCCUCUAUGACUGAGAACCAGAACCUUUCUCGCGCUCUUAUUACAAGCCUCGAUGACCUGCCUACCAUAUCUCUCUUCGACAAAACAUCCGUAGCCGACAUACAUCUCGGCCCUCCACUAUCAUUUCCAGCAGAAUCGCCUACAUCCCUUGAUCUUUCCUCCUACCCUCAUGUGACUCUCUCCUCAAAUCAUACCAUCGCCGCUCGUCUUCUCGUUGGGGCCGAUGGCCUGAACAGCCCUGUUCGCACGUUUGCAGGAAUAUCCACCCGUGGUUGGGACUAUGAUCGUCACGGUGUAGUUGCUACGCUGAAGCUCCCACCAGGAACCGGUCACAGCAGGGAAAAUCCUCAACGAGUUACAGCAUACCAACGUUUCCUACCCUCGGGCCCCAUUGCCUUCCUGGCUCUACCUGGCGACUACGCUACAUUGGUGUGGACUACGACUCCACCGCAAGCCACGCGGCUUAAGGCGUUGAGCACGGAAGACUUCGUAGCCAUGGUCAACGCCGCUUUCAGACUGGAUGUGGUCGAUCUGAAUUACAUGUUCACUCUCGAUUCUGGCCAAGUCGGCGAGCUGGAAUGGCGAGAAUCGGUCCACCCCGGCAAUAAAGCAGAUCUCGGUGGAGAAACGCCUCAGCAUAUUGCGUCAGUUCAAGAAGGCUCGAUUGCAUCUUUCCCUCUGCGCCUACGCCAUGCCUCUACGUACACUACCAACCGCGUCGCUCUUAUCGGGGACGCAGCUCACACCAUCCAUCCUCUCGCGGGCCAAGGCCUCAACAUGGGCCUUGCGGACUCCCACUCAUUAGCUUCUGCCGUUGAACAUGCGGUUCUUCAUGGAGCAGAUAUAGGAAAUGAAAUUGCAUGUCUGGAUAGAUACAACGAGGAGAUGUGGAUGAGCAAUAACAGGAUGCUUGGUGCAGUAGAUAAAUUACAUUGGCUCUACUCUGCAACGUCAGGGCCAGUGGUGGGAUUGCGAGGUUUGGGUCUGAGGACUGUCGACGCGCUCGGCCCGGUAAAAGGGUGGUUUAUGCGACAAGCCGGAGCGUUGUGA
This is a messenger RNA of Letharia columbiana, 1488 nucleotides long. RefSeq lists its product as uncharacterized. Gene Ontology annotation, molecular function: oxidoreductase activity, acting on paired donors, with incorporation or reduction of molecular oxygen, NAD(P)H as one donor, and incorporation of one atom of oxygen; FAD binding; 2-octaprenyl-6-methoxyphenol hydroxylase activity. Bases 1 to 1488 code for a protein of 495 amino acids. The record is from RefSeq and is a predicted model, not a curated record. The transcript is spliced from 2 exons. NCBI's taxonomy places the organism in Eukaryota, Fungi, Ascomycota, Lecanoromycetes, Lecanorales, Parmeliaceae. Gene Ontology annotation, cellular component: mitochondrion. Gene Ontology annotation, biological process: ubiquinone biosynthetic process.